This is a messenger RNA of Anthostomella pinea, 609 nucleotides long. The record is from the annotation of a GenBank genome assembly. Lineage: Eukaryota; Fungi; Ascomycota; Sordariomycetes; Xylariales; Xylariaceae.
AUGGAAGCACUCUCGAAGAAGUCUAUCCGGUCGUCUCGGGGAUUCACGUACACCUACUACGUGUCCGAUCCCGACACAAUCGCCAAGAAUGCCCCGACCCUGCUUCUUCAGCACGGUUUCCCCGACGACGCACACAUCUGGCAAACGGAUCCUUCGGCAUACGGAAUGUCGGCACACACUCGAGAUCUAACCGAGGUAUUGGAUGCUGAAGGCGUUGACACCGUCGUAUCGACACCGUCGUAUCCGUGGGCCACGAUUGGGGCUCCGCCGUCGCCCAACGCCUGUAUGCCUAUCAUCCCGAGCGGAAAGCCGUCGGGCAUCCGCUGCUCGCAUAUCAGGAGUUCCCUGAUCACCGACGAGGCACCCGCGAUCCUGAAAGCACACGCCGACCGGGUCUACGACGGGAUGCACGGCGCGCCACCGGACUGGAUGCUGCAGCUCCUCUGCCGGUGCGGAAAGUGGAAGGAGUGGCUACUCGACGAGAGCGGAGACAGCAACGUCGAGGUGCGUGACUACGCCAAAGAUGCGAAAUUGAAGCGCGCGUUCGUAGAGAGGUUCCAGAGGGACGGGUUUGAGGGCCCUGUUUGUGACUACAAGGCGAACAAUUAA